Messenger RNA from Mugil cephalus (flathead mullet), 9687 nucleotides. RefSeq names its product chromodomain helicase DNA binding protein 5 (gene chd5). The transcript is spliced from 41 exons. The record is from RefSeq and is a predicted model, not a curated record. Gene Ontology annotation, molecular function: chromatin binding; ATP binding; ATP hydrolysis activity. NCBI's taxonomy places the organism in Eukaryota, Metazoa, Chordata, Actinopteri, Mugiliformes, Mugilidae. The coding region runs from base 920 to 6922 and encodes 2000 amino acids. Gene Ontology annotation, biological process: negative regulation of transcription by RNA polymerase II; chromatin remodeling. Gene Ontology annotation, cellular component: nucleus; NuRD complex; chromatin.
AGAGGAAAGGUUGUGAGUGCAGAGUGCAGCAGAAGUUUCUGUCUCAAUUCUCGGGACUUCCAAAAGGAACCGGGCUCGGGAGAGCGUCAGCCUGACAUGGCGAUGCCGCACGGUGUGAUGUUUGCUUCUUCUUUUUUCUUUCUUUCCUUUUUUCUUUUUUUUUUCCUGCACACUACUAGUCGAAAUGGUAACCAGGAGAGUAUGACUAACUAGUUGUGGGUGAAAUUAUGGGAUGCAUCGUCAUGGCAACAGACCAGACGUCACAAUCUGGGCAUGUGUGUUCCAUUUUUGUCUUUCUUAUUUUUCAGACUGCAAGACCUGGAUAGAGAUCAGUGGAAAAUAUUUAUAUAUAAAUUUAUUUUUUAAUAUUGUUAUUAUUUUACUCCUGGAAAGGAGGCCCCUUAUUCACUGCAAAAAAAUAAUAAUAAAUUAAAUUCCAAAAUUUGAAUAGCGCGACGAAUACAAUUCUUUUUGGGUGAAGAAAGAGACUGGGCUGCGGCGUCUGGAGGGUUAACUUUCAGUAUUCCCAGCCUAAAAGGGGUUUGGGAGCUAUGAGAUAAAGAUGCCGGGGUCGCUGAGUAAUGAAGACGAGGGACAAGACGACAUGGAUUUUGAAGACGAUAUGCCAGGUGAGGGAAAGGGGGGAGGCGGGGUGUCCUUCAGAUUAUUUUUGCGCCGCUACGCCUUGAAUGCGGGGAAAAGGGCUUGUCCUGCGUUCCUGAGACCAGAGAGGAGGAGGAGGGGUGGGGUGCAAUAAGCAGAGUCAUGCUAUUAUUUUUUUUUCUGUGUGUGUGUGACCUAGUGUGUUAAAGAUGAGGACGAUGAAGGCGAGCGCAACGCCGUUCCCCUCACCCCCCUCGACAGCUUUUUCUCCGACGACGACUCCCUCAAACAACAAAAGAAGAAGAAGCCCAAAAAGAUGAAAGAGGGGAAAAUGCCCAAAGUUAAGAAGAGGAAAAAAGAGGGAGGACUACAGGCUCGAGUCGACAGCGACCUGGAGGAGACCUCGGAGGUGGAGGAGGAACGGGAACGUCCGGCCAUCGGCUCAGAGAGCGAGAGCAGCACGUACGGUCCCACCAAGAAGAAGAAGAAGAAACCCAAGGAGAAGAAAGAGAAAAAGCCCAGGAAGAAGAAGAGAGACGAGGAGGAUGAUGACGACGACGACGAUGAUGGCAACAUGAAGGAACCCAAAUCAUCCAGCCAGCUGAUGCAUGAAUGGGGCCUCGAAGACGUUCAGUACGGCUUCACAGAGGACGACUACAAAACCAUCACCAACUACAAAGCUUUCAGCCAGUUCCUCAGGCCUCUCAUUGCCAAGAAGAACCCGAAGAUUCCCAUGUCAAAGAUGAUGACAGUGUUAGGGGCCAAGUGGCGGGAGUUCAGUGCCAACAACCCGUUCAAAGGCGCAUCUGCCACCGCCGUGGCCGCCGCUGUGGCUGCCGCCGUGGAAACCGUAACCGUGGCACAGCCAACGUCUGUCAGCAGCGGCCAGCUGAGCUCUCAGCUGGGGCCAAUCAAAAAAGCCAAAACCAAAGAGGGAAAGGGGCCAGGAGUUAGAAAGAGGAGCAAGUCUGUGAAAGAAGUGAAGAAGAAACCCAAGCCGAAGAAGACCAAAUCAAAGUCUGGCCAAAGUGGGAAGAAGAAGAAAGCAUCCUCGAGCGAGGAGGACUUACUGGAGGAGUCAGACUUUGAUGACAUCAGCAUCCACAGUGCCUCUGUGCUUUCUGAUACCUCGGGGGCCGCCACCAAGAAAAAGGCCCGACGUGGGCGGAAAAAAAGGAAAAAGGAGGACGGUGACGGCUAUGAGACAGACCACCAGGACUACUGUGAGGUCUGCCAGCAGGGCGGAGAGAUCAUCCUGUGUGACACCUGUCCCAGGGCCUACCACCUGGUCUGUCUGGACCCCGAGCUGGAGAAGGCCCCCGAGGGAAAGUGGAGCUGUCCGCACUGUGAGAAGGAGGGGAUCCAGUGGGAGGCCAAAGAUGAGGAGGAGGAUGAGGAGGAGCCCGUGGGCGAGGAAGAGGAUGACCACAUGGAGUUUUGCAGAGUGUGUAAAGACGGAGGAGAGCUCCUGUGUUGCGACACCUGCCCGUCGUCGUACCACAUCCACUGCCUCAACCCGCCUCUUCCCGAGAUACCAAACGGGGAGUGGUUGUGUCCCCGCUGCAUGUGCCCUCCACUUAAAGGUAAAGUACAAAAGAUUCUGCACUGGAUGUGGGGAGAUCCCCCGCUGCCGGCUGAACUGCCUCCAGGCCCCGACGGCAAGCCAAGUGAUCCUCUGACCAAGCCUCCACUCAAGGGCCACCCGGAGAGGGAGUUCUUCGUGAAGUGGGCCGCCCUUUCGUACUGGCACUGCUCCUGGGUCAGCGAACUGCAGCUGGAGCUUUACCACACGGUCAUGUACCGGAACUACCAGCGCAAGAACGACAUGGACGAGCCUCCGCCCUACGACUACGGCUCCGGGGAGGAGGAGCUCAACAGCGAGAAGAGGAAGAGCAAAGACCCUCAGUAUGCUGUGAUGGAGGAGCGCUUCUACCGCUACGGCAUCAAACCCGAGUGGAUGGUCAUCCACCGGAUAGUCAACCACAGUUUCGAUAAGGAUGGCGACGUGCACUACCUGAUCAAGUGGCGAGACCUACCCUACGACCAGUGCACCUGGGAGGUGGACGAUUUUGACGUUCCAGAGUACGACAGCCAUAAAGCGAGUUACUGGGACCACAGAGAGCAGAUUUUAGGGGAGGAUCAACGCCCCCUUGUGGUGAGGAAAGGAAAGAAACUCAAAGACGACCAUCCAAAGAGGGAGGUCCCUCCUGAUGCUCCCAUCAUAGAUCCCACCAUCAAGUUCGAGCACCAGCCGUGGUACAUCAAUGCCACCGGAGGAACGUUGCACCCGUACCAGCUGGAAGGCCUGAACUGGUUGAGGUUCUCCUGGGCUCAGGGCACCGACACCAUCCUGGCUGAUGAAAUGGGUCUGGGGAAGACUGUGCAGACAAUAGUGUUUCUCUACUCACUAUAUAAAGAGGGCCAUUCUAAGGGGCCUUUCUUGGUGAGCGCACCCCUCUCCACGAUCAUCAACUGGGAGAGGGAAUUCGAGAUGUGGGCGCCAGAUUUCUACGUGGUGACGUACACGGGAGACAAAGACAGCAGGGCAAUCAUCAGGGAGAACGAGUUCACCUUUGAAGACAGCGCGGUGAAAUCAGGACGCAAGGUGUUCCGCAUGAAGAAAGACACUCCAAUCAAAUUCCACGUGCUGCUGACGUCGUACGAGCUGAUCACUAUAGAUCAAGCCAUUCUGGGUUCCAUCACCUGGGCCUGUCUGGUAGUAGACGAGGCCCACAGACUGAAGAACAACCAAUCAAAGUUUUUCAGAAUUCUCAACGGGUAUAAGAUCUACUACAAGCUGCUGCUGACUGGGACUCCUCUUCAGAACAACCUGGAGGAGCUGUUCCACCUGCUUAACUUCCUCACCCCGGAGCGCUUCAACAACCUGGAAGGCUUCCUGGAGGAGUUUGCCGACAUCUCGAAAGAGGACCAGAUCAAGAAACUCCACGACCUGCUGGGGCCUCACAUGCUCAGGAGGCUGAAAGCUGAUGUCUUCAAGAACAUGCCCGCCAAGACAGAGCUGAUUGUCAGGGUGGAGCUCAGCCCUAUGCAGAAGAAAUAUUACAAGUUUAUCUUGACCCGGAAUUUCGAGGCUCUGAACUCCAAAGGUGGGGGGAACCAAGUGUCCCUGCUCAACAUCAUGAUGGACCUGAAGAAGUGCUGCAACCACCCCUACCUGUUCCCCGUGGCUGCCGUGGAGGCUCCUGUUUUACCCAACGGCUCAUACGAUGGCAACCUACUGGUGAAGUCCUCAGGAAAACUGACGCUGCUUCAGAAAAUGUUGAAGAAACUCAAAGAUGAAGGACACAGAGUUCUCAUUUUCUCUCAGAUGACAAAGAUGCUGGACCUGCUUGAGGAUUUUCUUGAGUUUGAGGGCUAUAAAUAUGAACGUAUUGACGGAGGGAUUACUGGAGGCCUAAGACAGGAGGCUAUUGACCGCUUCAAUGCACCGGGCGCACAGCAGUUCUGCUUCUUGCUUUCGACACGAGCCGGAGGUCUCGGCAUCAACCUGGCCAGCGCAGACACCGUCAUCAUCUACGACUCUGACUGGAAUCCUCACAAUGACAUCCAAGCUUUUAGCAGAGCCCACCGUAUAGGACAAAACAAGAAGGUGAUGAUCUAUCGUUUUGUGACUCGGGGCUCGGUGGAGGAGCGAAUCACCCAAGUGGCAAAGAGGAAAAUGAUGCUGACUCAUCUGGUGGUGCGGCCUGGCCUGGGCUCAAAAACUGGCUCCAUGUCCAAGCAAGAGCUGGAUGACAUCCUCAAGUUUGGCACCGAGGAACUUUUCAAAGAUGAAAUGGAGGCAGCGCGUACCAUGGGUACCUCUAUGCACCGUGACAACAAAGACGGCGAGGAGGGCAACGUCAUUCACUAUGACGACGAUGCCAUCUCGAAGCUGCUGGACCGCAGCCAGGACGCCACCGAGGACACAGAGAUUCAGAACAUGAACGAGUACUUGAGCUCCUUCAAGGUGGCUCAAUACGUGGUGAAAGAGGAAGACGGAGAGGAGGAGGUGGAGCGCGAGAUCAUCAAGCAGGAGGAGAACGUGGACCCGGACUACUGGGAAAAACUCCUCCGCCACCACUACGAGCAGCAGCAGGAGGACCUGGCCCGGAACCUGGGCAAGGGGAAGCGCAUUCGGAAGCAGGUCAACUACAACGACACGACCCAGGAGGACCAAGAGUGGCAGGAUGAUCUUUCAGACAAUCAGUCGGAGUACUCGGUGGGGUCCGAGGACGAGGACGAAGAUUUUGAGGAGAGGCCCGAAGGUGGACGCAGACAGUCUCGUCGGCAGCUCAAGAGCGAGAAGGACAAACCUCUGCCGCCCCUGCUGGCACGCGUUGGGGGCAGUAUUGAGGUCCUGGGGUUCAACGCUCGCCAGAGGAAAGCCUUCCUUAAUGCCAUCAUGCGCUGGGGCAUGCCUCCUCAGGAUGCGUUCAACUCUCACUGGCUGGUCAGGGACCUGAGGGGGAAGAGUGAGCGAGAGUUCAGGGCCUACGUGUCUCUGUUCAUGAGACAUUUAUGCGAGCCGGGGGCAGAUGGGGCGGAGACCUUUGCAGACGGAGUCCCCCGCGAGGGGCUGUCCCGCCAGCACGUUCUCACCAGGAUCGGAGUCAUGUCCCUCGUCAGGAAAAAGGUGCAGGAGUUCGAGCACGUAAACGGGAAGCUGAGCUCUCCAGAUCUGAUCCCCAUCGGAAUGGAGCUGAAGAAACUGACCGAGAGCGUGUCCUCUGAUCCCAACACCCCCGUGCCGGCCAGCCCCGUCGCCACGCAGCCUGGCACCCCCGUCUCACUAGAGAAGACGGAGUCUUUCUUGGGUGCCGCCGAGGACAAGGAGACCACAGAGCAAGAUGGCAAGAAGCUGUCAGAGCAGGAAGCUUCCAGCGCGGAGCCAGCAUCCGCACCUGAGAAGACAGCUGACAGCGAGGAGAGCAAGGCCAGCUCAGAGGAGAAAACAGAGGAUGAGAGGAGCCGAACCGAGUCACCCUUCACAAAGGCCGAGCCGUCGGCGAACUCAAAAGAGUCCGCGUUCAAACAGGCAGAGCUGCCAUCGCCUAAGACGGAUUCAUGCAAAGACACGGAGAAGGCCUCGGAAAAAGGUGAUUCAGAUUCUCCUCAGUCGAAAGUGGAAGACAAAGAUGUUAAAUCAGACGACCUGAAGAGUGAAGAUAUAUUAGAGGGUCGGUUAAAUGGCGACAAAGACACUCUGGACGAGAUGGACGAGAGCAGGAAAGAGGACAAAAACGGGUUCAAGGCCAAGUUUAUGUUUAAUAUCGCUGACGGAGGUUUUACAGAGUUGCACACCCUCUGGCAAACUGAGGAGCGAGCGGCGCUGUCUUCAGGAAAGAUGCAUGACAUCUGGCACCGUCGCCAUGACUACUGGCUGCUGGCUGGCAUCGUAACACAUGGCUACGCUCGCUGGCAGGACAUUCAGAACGACCCGCGUUACGCGAUUCUGAACGAGCCCUUCAAAACCGAGAUGCAUAAAGGCAACUAUUUAGAGAUGAAGAACAAGUUCCUGGCUCGCCGCUUUAAGUUGUUAGAGCAGGCUCUGGUGAUUGAGGAGCAGCUCCGGCGGGCAGCCUACCUGAACAUGACCCAGGACCCCAGUCACCCGGCCAUGGCUCUCAACACACGCUUCGCCGAGGUGGAAUGUCUGGCAGAGUCCCACCAGCACCUGUCCAAAGAGUCUCUGGCCGGGAACAAGCCUGCCAAUGCCGUGCUGCACAAAGCACUUCGCUCACUCAGCGAUACGGGAGCUGCCUCAACAGCGCACAGUUUCGCACACAGCGCCAUACUAGCUGAGGACCCGCCCCUAUCGCUGCUGAGCCAAUCACGAGGCCCCAUAUUACACACUGACUCUGUCAAGUUCCCGGCAAUUGGCCGAGAUCCUUUUCAGUCCCCAGUGCUGAACCAGCUGGAGGAACUUCUGAGUGACAUGAAAGCAGAUGUGACGCGACUGCCCAACAUGUUGUCGAGGAUCCCGCCGGUGUCGGCCCGCCUGCAGAUGUCUGAGAGGAGUAUCCUGAGCCGCCUCACCAGCCGAGGCAGCGAGCCUCCACCGCAGCAGCCUUUCAGCCAGGGAGGGUUCGGCUGCUCCCAGAUGUACGGCAGCAGCUUCGGUGGGGGAUUCAGGGGACCGGGCGGACAGCCCAUGGUCAACUACAGUCAGAUGCCUCUUGGACCUUACGUCAGCGUGUCCUCCAAUGGCCCCCCUACAAGCCAUCUGGACAAGAAGUCACUGGACUCCUUGAGAGACGUGGCGACGCCUGACCUCAAGUCAGGAAAACCUAGUGAUGUCAUCUGUAUUGAGGAUUAGAGCAGCUCUUGACACACUGACCGCGGGUCAGAAACUCCCAGGGAUGGAAUCUAUAUGGAUGACUGCUGCCCCUCUGUUACACGACACACUCCUCCUCCUCCUCCUCCUCCUCCUCCUACUCCUCCUUCUCCUCCAGCUCCUUCUUGACUCAAAACCUACCAAUUCAAGCUGUCUGUGGAUGAGGCAAUUAACUUUUUUGAUUAAUGCAAAUGUAUCUAUCUUAACAAUUGCACUUUUAUCUUUCAAGGAUCCUAUAGAAGUAUUUCAGUAGAUGUUUGUUUUACCUGCGAUGGGGAGCUGGGGAUCAGGAGGGAAAACGAAGCAGCUUUUCAUAAAGAGGAUUUUUUUUUUCUUUCAGUACUGCACUACAAUGAGGAACCCAAUUUAGUUGAGUUCCCGAUGCUCUCGAUUGGGCCUCAUUCUGAUCUCGGAAUGUGUGUUCUGGCCUCGACUUUUUCAUUCAGCGUGCGCCCUGUUGCUUUUAUCCAUUCGCCUCAUCACUGUACACUGUGACUGCGCCCCUCUGGAGCUUGUUCCCCGAGAAAAGGAGAGAAACUGAGGACGUCUUCGGUCAUGGUCGGACAGGUGGUUGUUUUUUUCUGAGGGGGGGUCAGUAUUGUCACUUUAGAUGAAUAUGUGUUUUUUGUCAUUCAUGUUGUAACCGGUGGAUAAAAUAUUGAUUUGAAAGGAUCAAAAAACAUUUCACAUGUAUGCAGUAGCCUGAAUCCUCUAAAGACUGCCACCUGCUGGUCGUUUAGAGAAAGUCAUUUCUGCUCAACCUGCAGAUAAACGUGACUGCAGAUACCUGUGACGGGUUGGCCUCUCGUACUGUACAUAUUCAGAGACUGCUGUUUAUUUUACCUCACAUAGGUCUAAUGAUAGUGAACAUACGUAUUCAUACAUGGAUUAAAAAAAAAAAGAAGAAAGAAACAAAACAAAACAAAAAAAAAACGGAAGAGUGGAGUAGGGGACUCUUUGGGAGCGGACGAAAGGAUUUUUGAUUCAUUUUAGAGAAGUAUUUCUGUGUAUGGUACAAUAUUUGUGGUUUUUUUCUAUAUCUGAAUGUUAGUAGUGGCUGUAGAGCUUAACCCUGGGGCCAUAACCAGUGGGACCUCAUUAUAAACAGGAACUGAUCUGGUCCGCAUCCACAUACAGGGCUUCAGCGAGUCCUGAAUGGAGGGUGGCGUUUUUCUCCCCUCUUACAUCCCAGGUACUUUCUCAGUUCCCUUUUAAUCGCUAGGACUAAAUAAGAACAUAUGUGCUCGCGGUGCGGCGCCACCUUAAGUUUAGUAUUUGACGCAAACUGAGCUUUUGAUUGCUUCUCUCAACGCUAAGGUAACAAACCAGCUGCAUUUGGUGACUAGGUGCCGUUAAAGGAGGCGAUCCAGAGUGAUUUGUUCUUUGAUGCGGUUUUAUUUCCUCCCCAGAGGUGAGGACUGCGGCUGGUGCAGUCGCAGCCUGAACACACAUCUAAAGGAAUAUUCUCUGUGUAAUCAGCUUUUUAAGGACCAAUGUUGCACAGCGUUGUCGACGGCGACGUCUUCACCUCCUUCAGUCCUGCGUAGGUCGUACGGUGUCAUCUUUUGCUUUACCUGCAGUGAAGGCACGUUGGUGUAGCUACAUAUCUAGUCCAUCAACUAUAAACACGUGGUUUAGUGAAUGUCCACCAAGUAAAACAAUCUUUUAUAAAUUCAGCCUUGCUAUAUUUCAUUUUCUACGAAAGCUGAAAUGUUUGGGCGCGAACUGCAAAUCUUAUCCGUUUCUUUUCCUCUUUUUCUUUGUUUCUUUUCCAAAGACCAGUGGCAUUAACAGUUUGUAUUAUUAUUAUUGUUGUUGCCAUUGCCACAGCACUUAUUCGAAAUAGAUGGGAUGGCGAUUGUGAUCGACUUAUCUGCAGUGGAGAGGUGGUGUUGUAUAAAAGCUGGUGAGUGUAUUUUCUUACUCUCUUUUUGCCAAUUCAAAUGAUUGUCCCGAGGUGCUCUCAGACUGUGUCACGACAACCUCCUCGCCGCGUCGUUGUUCCUCGGCCCGACUCUGAACGUCGCCACCAGAAAGAACCACGAGGCGGACCUCGAAAUGCUCCUCUUUGUUAGUGUUAUUUAGUGCCGUUUCGUUUAGCGUGUUUCUGUUCGCACCAUCAACUACUUGACCACGACAUGUAUUAGGUUGACAGAUAGAACCUCAGAAACAUGUAAAUACUUGAAAGAUUUUUCAGAGAUAAGUCCAUGUCAUAUAGAUUUUUGUAUGAAACUGAAAAAAAAAAUUAAGAUGAAUGUCGACCGGAUGCGAUUGCCAUAGAACUGGUGUGUGCGCAGUACGCGCUCAUCAAUCGAAAUCAUGUCCUCUGGAGCGGUGACCGCGAGAAGACGUCGAAAAACAAUACUCCAAUGAAAUGCAAUCAAACUGAAGCCAGUAUGAAUGUAAUGUCUGUUUAAAAAGAGGCUUCAGUCUAAUAUUAUAAAUAUGUUAACAAUGUAUGUACAUGCUUAUCAAUGUGGCUUCAAAAGCUACCAAAAGACCCUGAUAAAAGGCACCUUUGUUGCAGUGAAUGCACAGCAUGUGAAGCGUUUUGAUAGGACGGUUCACUCUCGGGAGGCGGUAGUGUAUCUAGCAUUUACAGACAAUGAGCUCCAAGCAGUGUUAUGGUUCUGAUAUUUGUGCUGUAUAGCAAUUGAAUGAAAAAAAAAAAAGUGAAUUGUCAUCCUUUUAUUUGUAUUCUGUGUAUUUGUUCAAUGUGUUUUAAUAAAUCUUCUGGACAACAGUGA